Trichomonas vaginalis G3 is the source of this 2163-nucleotide messenger RNA. RefSeq names its product EF-Hand calcium-binding domain-containing protein 6-related family. The transcript has a single exon. Bases 1 to 2163 code for a protein of 720 amino acids. Lineage: Eukaryota; Parabasalia; Trichomonadida; Trichomonadidae. The record is from RefSeq and is a predicted model, not a curated record.
AUGUGUGCGCAAAUUCUUCCAAAACUUAAAAAUUACUGCACUACACGUGGAAUUGACAUCCCAUACGAGCUUGAAUACUUGGACAGAAAGAGAACCGGAUUUCUCAAUGAAUUAACAUUUCGGAAAUUCUUUUCCAAUAUAGGAUAUCCGAUCAAUGAUCAGCAAUUCAAAGAUAUUGUUGCUGCUAAUACAACAGAAAAGGGAAUUGAGAUUGCUAAAUUCAUUUCUUCAAUCGAAAAUUCUCAAGAUCAGGAAUCUCAACAAGCUUUGGAUAUUGCACCUAUCUACCCAGAACUUAAGAGACUGAAGGGCUAUUUGCAGACCAAUAAUACUACUCUUCGUGAAAUUUUCAGACGUGCUGAUCCAAGUUGCCGUGGAUACGUCUCUGAAAACGCUUUCUUCCACGAAUUGGGAUAUUCAACUGAUGCUAAGAAGAUUGCAGCUGCUUUCACAUUCGAUAAGUAUGAAGGCGUUCGUUAUUCUCUUAUCGAAAGAGAGCUAAACAAUCUCCAAUUAACAACAACGAAAGUCAAACCAGAUUUAUCAAAGCUUGCUGAAUCAUUUGAAUUCAACGGAAUUGAUAUGAACAACGUCUUUAAUCAGUACGAUAGAUAUAAAACGGGACGUAUUCCAGUUGAAGCCUUCAAUGCCGUCAUCCGUAAUUUCUCACGUGAUUCACAGCCUAUUAUCGAGUACUACGCUUCUCCAGAUGGUUCUGUUGAUAUUAGACAAUUUUCUCAAGACAUCAACAUGACUACACAGACAAUUCGGAGUACACCAAAGGUUGUUACAAGGCAAGUCAGACAAGUUGACAUCGACGAGCUCGUUUCUUACCUCAAAGGAGAGCUUAGAUCUCGUCAUGUCAGAAUGUCCGACUUCUUCGGUGAUUUACAACACGAAGAGUUGGUCAAACCACAACAUUUCCAAGGAAUACUUAAUACAGCAGGCUUAACAAUCUCUCAGGACGAAGUUGUUGCAUUAUCUCAGAAAUUCAUGAACGAACGCGGCUUAGUACAGCUCCAACCAUUCCUUGCUUUAUUCAACGACGCUCCUACACAAAGAAUUCCCGAAAUCAACGUUAAAGGACUCAGAGAAUAUCUUAAUUUCUCAAGUCGUCGACUUUUACCAUUACUUCAACGCCAGGAUCCACAAAGAACCGGUGAAGUUGACAUUGGCGUCCUUUCUACUAUUCUUACUAGAAGCGGCUACGCGAUGAAUCGCAUGGAGCUUGAAGGAAUCAAAAGAGCCUUCGCCGGCAGACUUUCUCCAACAUCCAUCAAAUACGAAGAACUUUGCAUGGCCGUAGAUCCAGAAAUUCCGAAGCAACAACCGAAAGAAGAACCGAAAGUCGAAAAGAAGCAAAGAGAAUUAACUCCAGAGCUCAUGAACCUCCUCAAGAAGGCUAACAACGCUUAUAAGAGGAACGGAGUUUGCGCUUUGGACGAAUUUCGAAUUGUCGAUAUGAGACAAACAGGAAUCCUCACAGCUCGUGAGAUUUCGGAUGCUGUACAAUGCGCGGAGUUCACUCCACAGGAGUUUAAUAAAUUCCUUUCGUAUUAUCCCGAUCAUAAAUACAUGGACAUGGUUAGAGACCUCCAAAGAGACGAAGUAAAGGCCGAUGAAAACGAUCAGCCUCAGAAACAGCAGUACGACGAUAAUUUUGUACAAAAACUCGCAGUUCUCAAAGGAGAUUUAGAAGUCAGAUCAUUAACAGUUGCUGAUGUAUUGGGAGCAAGAUAUGUUCCUGUACAACGUGCAAUUGGCUUAUUGGCUAAAUAUACAGACGACGCUCCAAUGAUUUGCCAGGCAUUUAUAGAUAGAAAGCGCCCAGAGCUUGUAGAUACGGCCGUGUUUUCAAGAGAGAUCGAGAAAAUACCAGCUAAGAAGAAAGCCGUUACAAGAGAUGAUGCUGGAGCUAUUUACAGAGAUCUUGGUGAAUUAAGAGCUAAAUUUGAAGCAAGACAUUGCAAUCCAAGAAGAGCAUUCGCUGGAAAACCACCAAAGAUAUCAUAUGACGAGCUUAUGGACGCUCUCAGGUCCUUAAAUAUCAUUUUGGAUGGAAGAGCAAGAUUCAGAAUCCGUGAACAUUUCGAAAUCAAUGGUGAGGUUGACUGGAAUAACUUCAUCGAAGAAAUCGAAAAAUCCACUACAUUAGCUUUCUGA